Caenorhabditis sp. 36 PRJEB53466 is the source of this 755-nucleotide messenger RNA. The record is from the annotation of a GenBank genome assembly. NCBI's taxonomy places the organism in Eukaryota, Metazoa, Nematoda, Chromadorea, Rhabditida, Rhabditidae.
AUGAUACAUUUCGAUGAACGUCGGUCUUUUCAUUCGACUCGACGGUGAGUGGGACCCGCCUUAAACUCACCGGAUGGGUUGGCAGGUCGACGCGAUGGUUGAAGUGCAAUUCGGUUCUCGUAGACAUGAUAAGUUCCAGACCGGCCGAAGAAGAGCCGAUGUGGCGGAGCGGGUGGGGAGGGGGAUCAGGGAAGCCGAAGAAGGCGAAUCGGAAGAAGGAGACUGGGACGCCUUCUGUGAAGACGUCGACAGUCGCGGUGCCGAAGACGCAUCGGAUCGACGUCGUUCCCGAGUAUAAAUCGGGUCUCUACAGAAAUAUUUAUUGGGUUAACUUACACUGAUUUCCGUGAUAUUUCGUUUGUUUUCAGAUGCACCCGAACUUGGCGAUUACGAGAGAGUCGAGAGGACAAGAGGAGUUUGUGGGCGAAUACAUUUACUACCAGGCGGUCAACGCCAACGUCAUCGUUAAUUUCUUUCCGGCUUUGGAGUACUGCGUGAGUGUUUCUCUUCUGAUUCUCAGAUCUCAAUGGGACGUUCUAGGAUCCCACGAAGCUGAGAUUCGCGCACACGGCGCACACUCCUCCCGCCUGCCGAGCUCCCGCCAAGGUUCGGAAGCGUUUGUUUCUCGUACUCACACUUCUAGUUUUCAGUCGUCGGAGGAAUAUUUGCGCAAAAACAUGGAAACUCUCAUCAAGAAGAUCGACAUUCUGGCGUUCCAACAACAAAUUCUCGAAUCGAGGCCCACCGACAACUGA